AUGUCACUACUAGGAGACGAUACGCUGGGAGGGAAUUCCGAUCAUUUGAGAUUCAGAGAGUUUAUUGCUGGUGAGCAAUGCGACAAUGACGAAUUGGAAUACUUCAACCAGACUCUUGACUAUUGUUAUAAUACGAUGACAGAGGCAACAGAAUAUGCCUUAUUUCUUGAUCUUAAUAUCAGGGAUAUUCAAUGUUUCAAUGUAGAAACCUGGUUUGAACACGGUGCAGAUUUAUCUGCAAGUGCUAUUGUUGAGUUUCGGCGAGUUUCAGGUGUACGCCACAUUGCCUCCAAAACACUGACAGCCAUUAUCUCCAGAUCCCGCUAUCAGCCCAUCCUCCAACUUAUAUUCUCUUCAAAUCUUUUUGAUUUGGCAACAAGAGGGGCAGCCUAUAUCAAGCCAAGACAGUACUUGGCUAUUGCACUUGCCGAAUCAGAUCUCGACAUGGACCAAAUUCGCGAUGGUAUCACAAUGCUGUUGAGGUUUAAGAGUGCCAGGUACAUGGAUUUAGCAGAUACGGACCAUGGAAGGGAAGUCCGGAAUAAUCGGGAGGUAGUGAGGCAUAGAGAUAUAUUCCAUACCACGAUUGAAAAAUUACGGAACCGACUGUGA
Messenger RNA from Venustampulla echinocandica, 612 nucleotides. RefSeq lists its product as uncharacterized. Lineage: Eukaryota; Fungi; Ascomycota; Leotiomycetes; Helotiales; Pleuroascaceae. Bases 1 to 612 code for a protein of 203 amino acids. The transcript has 3 exons. The record is from RefSeq and is a predicted model, not a curated record.